AGGUUGCUCACGACUUCCGCGUUCCCUUCCCUCCUCUUGCGGCUUCAACGCUUCCAUUCCAUUUCAUCCAUGACGCGUCGAGCAGCAGCCAGAUAACCAACUCCGCCUCAUCUCCAGCACCACCAGAGUAUUCUCCUUCACGGCACCCCAAACCACGACAAGCUCACCUCACCACCACACCACCCCACCCGAUCCACCUCGUCCUCCUCCUCCUCCCAUGGCCGACUACAACCGCUACGGCCACGGCUACAGCCACGCUCCGCCGCCGUCCGCCCCGCCCGCUCCCAUGCCCACCACCUCUGCGCCGCCCUCCUCCUCCUCCUCCUACGGUUACGGCUACGGCCAGGGCGGCUACCCGUCCGCCUACCCCCCUCAGCCGGCGGCGGGAUUCGGAUUCGGCUACGGCCCCGUCCCCGUCGCCUUCCCGCCGGGGACGCACCCGGACGUCGAGCGCGCCUUCCGCGCCGCCGACCGCGACUGCAGCGGCGCCAUCGACGAGCACGAGCUGCAGGGGGCGCUCUCCUCCGCCUACCACCGAUUCAGCAUCCGCACCGUCCGCCUCCUCAUGUUCCUCUUCAACGACCCGGCCUCCUCGUCGCCGUCACGGAUGGGGCCAGCACAGUUUGUAUCCCUCUGGAAUUGCCUUGGGCAAUGGCGGGGUAUUUUUGACAGAUACGAUAGGGAUCGGAGUGGAAAAAUUGACUCCCAUGAGUUGACAGAAGCUCUUCGCAGUCUUGGAUAUGCGGUUCCACCUUCUGUCAUCGAGCUUCUUAUAGCGAAUUACAACAAUGGUGUGCCUAGAAAUGGUGCACUGGACUUUGACAACUUUGUGGAAUGUGGCAUGAUUGUGAAGGGUUUAACUGAGAAAUUCAAGGAGAAGGAUACCCGGUACACUGGCUCAGCGACCCUUACAUACGAUGGAUUCUUGUCGAUGGUCAUCCCCUUUAUUGUACCUUAGCCUUCUCUGGUUUCUUUCUUUAGACUCAUCAGGCUGCUGUAUAUUUGUAACUUUCUAGUCAUCAUGAUUGUAGUGGAAAUGUUCUCCCCUAGUUUUGUGCAUAUGGAAAUUUUUGUGACUUGUGAUUUUUCAAAUUGACUUUGGUAGUGCAUCCCGUUUGUUUUGGACAUCAGAGGGAGAGUUUCAUGGAAUUUAUGUUUUUGAUUA
This is a messenger RNA of Setaria italica (foxtail millet), 1165 nucleotides long. RefSeq names its product probable calcium-binding protein CML48. Bases 218 to 958 code for a protein of 246 amino acids. The record is from RefSeq and is a predicted model, not a curated record. Gene Ontology annotation, molecular function: calcium ion binding. The transcript is spliced from 5 exons. Lineage: Eukaryota; Viridiplantae; Streptophyta; Magnoliopsida; Poales; Poaceae.